Fusarium odoratissimum NRRL 54006 is the source of this 10024-nucleotide messenger RNA. RefSeq lists its product as uncharacterized. Bases 682 to 6897 code for a protein of 2071 amino acids. The record is from RefSeq and is a predicted model, not a curated record. Lineage: Eukaryota; Fungi; Ascomycota; Sordariomycetes; Hypocreales; Nectriaceae. Gene Ontology annotation, biological process: protein autophosphorylation; phosphorelay signal transduction system. Gene Ontology annotation, molecular function: phosphorelay sensor kinase activity; protein binding; histidine phosphotransfer kinase activity. The transcript has 2 exons.
GCAUCGUGGACUAGUCAAGUACCAGACAAGUAGUAUGUCCGACCAUUGUAUGCUAAUUGGUACAACGGAGCCGCUGUACGCUACUUUGAUGUACCUGAGUCAAAUGCAAGCCAGAAGCCAACUUCGCCCACCUUGAAAUCGGUUCUUCAAAGUGCCCGUUUGAGGAGUCUCCAGUCUCUCACUAACCAGGCCAGGCCAGUUCAGUCCACCUCUCUCUACCACCGCUACCACCGCUACCUUUUGAGUCUCCGCACCAAGACAGUCUGAGAGACACUACAAUUCACUGCGAAGGACCGGUGUGUGGUCGAACCCCCAAUUUUCCGCUCUCAAACCUCCUGCCUUGCGUUCCGGCCGCUCGUUGCCCCAUUGUUGGAACAUCCUCUUACGGCCCUCACACUCGGAUCCUGGGCCAUCCUAUCCUGACCUCCCUACGGAUCAAUAAACACACCUCGGUCGUUGAUCAACCGGUGCUAGGUUCUUAGAGACUAUCGCUGCUGCUACUGUGCUGCCACUGUUGGCUUCGGGGUUAGAGGGAACAAAGCGUCGACUUCUAUCCCCCCUCCUCCACCACUACCUUAGUUUGACAUAUCCUUAAAUCGCGAAUUGUCCUCAACACUACUCUUCCUGCCGGCGAGAAGGAUUCAGCAGUUGGUCUUUGGACGACUUAUUUUCCUGUGAGGCAUGCAAAGAGCCACCUCGCCGGUUGGCGACGACAUAUUAUCGAUCCCCUCACCAUCGCGUCAACAAGACUUGACGACUCUCGCCUCUUCGACACCUAUAUUGCCGCCGUUUUCGCUGGCUGAGAAGCUGCCCGUGAGCGCUAUUAGAAAUGGAUGUGUGAUGCCGGAAUCGAUUUCGAACUCGACUAUAAAUGCGACUGCGACACCAACCGCGCGUGACGCAAUGACGACGGAUCGCCACCCGAGCCACCCUCCAUCCUCGCCCCUUGAUGCUCAAUCUAAAGAGCCCCGCGUCCACAACAACAUGAUAGGAGAUCCUACCGAUGAGAGCACUGUUUCUGUGAUCAAGGGCUCGGGUAACACUGCCCAGCCAUUGGCUGCCCUUGCUGGAACAGAUGCAUUGAGUCCUCGGCGUGUAGGUUUCGGUGAUGCUCCUUCUCCCACCCAAGCGUCAUCACAGAAGCAACUUAACGAAUAUCGAGAAAAGCUUGCACGCGACCUUGAACGCCGCGAAAUGUCUGCUCGAGGCCUGAUGGCAAGCCCCAAUGAAAAGAACCGGGUUUCUCCUAUCCCUGAAGAGAGCCUUUCCAGUGCACCGCUUCAGACUUCAGCUCUGACAACGACCUCAACUGAGUCGAAUGCUACAGUCCGAGGCGCUCCCACCCCAGGGCCCAUCGCAGGAACACCGUCAUAUCCAUUUCCACGAAUGGCCCCUGCUGGUUUCGUGCCGUCAUAUCUGCAUAGACCUUUUACCACACUCUCGCCUACAGGUGCUCCACGAUCUUUCAGCUAUGGUUCUUUUGACGCCUUGGGCAUGGCUGCCCAGGAUAAGGUCCUCUCAAGUACUUCGACUCCAGCAUCCAACUUCACAUUUAACCCGUCCGCAAUGUCACCACAGCCUGAGAAUCUCGAUUUUCCCAAUCCUAACCUCUAUGAUCUUUCUUUAAUGCUAGCUGCCGAGCCUGGACUAGAUGCUUGGUGGUCGAAUGUUGUUCAAAUUAUGAGAGAUGUGUACAAAGCUGAGCGAGUAACACUUGCUAUUCCAGCUGACACAACAGACAUCGAAAAUGUUCCUUGGGGCCAAAAAGCAACCUUCAAUCUUCACAAGGAGGACGAUCUUAGUUUGGGUUAUAUGGCUGCCAAACAGUCUAGUAGCAUCGUCUUGAGCACAAGCGGCUACGAUAGAUCCUGGCCUGGUUCUAAUGCUACGCCAUCGAUUUCUGACGAUAAUCUGCAUGCCAAGUCUGCCUCCCGGCCAGACUUAUUUAGUCGCCAUUCAUUUACGACUUAUGAGGAUAAGAGGGAGAGAACACGAACUCCGCCUAAUGCACAGGCUCGGCGGCCCGCAUUUCUUGCCAGGAGCCAAAGUAAUUAUCCCGCAGGUCCUGCCUCGAAAGAGUCCUAUGUCGAUUAUGCCAAACUGAAUAAGACGACACUUGACGAACACGAUGCCAUUGAGCAACAAAUUCCAAGUUGGGAAGCGCCGCUCAUGGGUGAAAAGGAAAGCCAGGGGCGUGUUCUACCGGUAUUACAGGCUCUUGAUUAUGAGGCGGAUCCUUUGAUUGACCACAGUGGUAUCAUGCGAGUACUCGAACGCGGAAGAGCCAUUGCACUUACUAGAUCAUAUCCAUAUCUUGCUGAUGAAGCCCCGGCUGAGUCGUCGAAGAAACCAAAACCUGCCGCCCCAGAACCUUCGAACGCCCCAAGAAAUUUUGCCAAACCACGCUCGGACUCAUUCUCGAAAUUAUCAUCGAUGUUCAACUCAGCUAGUUCUUCUCGUGUACCGACUCGAAGCAAAACUCACUCAGCUGCCGACAGAGCGAAAUCAAUAGCCUCACGCUUAGAGGGCCGCUUGGAAGACGAUAUGCCUAGGCCUCCGACGCCUAAGUACGAAGAGUUUGAACAAGCGCCACCUUCACCUUGGUCACAAUCGCCAGCUCCAUCACCAGCUGUACGCGCUGAUCCUAAAGAAAAUCCCUUUUUCACAGAUGCCAUGGUCGACGAAGAUUCAUUCAAUCCAGAUACUGGCACAGAGGAUUACACUGGAAUGCGACCGCCCGAAGCUAUCGGUGUUGACAACUCAUGGACGGUUCUUCACAUUCCCCUCUCUCACGUCCUUCUCUCGAAACCCACUCGAACUUUCAAACUAGACAGCACUUUGAUGGAGCAAAGAUCUCACGCGCGCACCAAAAGCGAGGGUGUUCCUGCUCCUAGCGAUGAAGGUGGCCGUAACACACCAGACAGUCUCAAGAGAGACAAGCCAGCACCGAUCGCUAUUUUAUCAAUUUUAAGCCCAAUCAUCCCUUAUCCAUCUAAUCUCAAACAUUCCCUGGAACAUUUGGCACCUCAUAUGGCCACAACUUUCUCGUUAUGCCGGCACUAUAGUAAUCUUGAGACUGAGUUGGCAGGGCUUCAACGGAAACGACCGCAGACGGCUGGAUUCGGGGCGGUUGCACACGAUGGGCGGCCCUUGGAGAGCAUGGCUUAUCUGACUGCGGAUGACAUUGUUCCCCACCAGUCCCUCGCUGGUAGUAUGACGAGUCCGAGCGAUUACUCUGGUGUUUCUAAAAGUGCUACCGGAUCUCCAUUGGGCACUCCUGGGUGGGACCAGGGAUCUGGAGGCUUUCAUGCCGACAAGCGACCACCGCCGACCUCGAGUCCUGCUGCAACACCUCAGGGAGAGGGAUACUUCAGUUCCAGGCAAAGACCAGUACCCGCACGACACGAAACAUUUGGCGGCAUAGGUACCCCACGGGCAAGAACAAGUUCAAAAGACACUUCUCCUACUGAGAAGCGAAGUAUCCGAGUCAGCGGUUCUUUUCUUACACAAGAGAGUCCUGAGCAAAACUUGGUUGCCGAUAAUAAAGCGACCCGUACUUCUUCUGACGAAUCGACUGGCGGAUUGGCCAAAAAGUCGACUCAGGUUGAUGCUCCAGAUGUCAGUAUAGAUACUCUGGAUCCUACCAACAAUGACAAUACAGCUGAAGAUUUGGCUGACUCUACCAAGGCCGGACGUGGCACUCGACAAGGGCACAGCAUGCUUCAUUCAUAUGGUGCAGAUUUUGCUUCCACUUUCCAAUCUCUUCCGCCUAGCUCUACACUCUCAGCCAGACCGACACCUGUUUCUGCACCUUCUCGGAGUGGCUCAUUGACUACUACAGCUGUUGAUAUGCCACCGCCUUCAGACAGACUCAAGGGACUAAUUUUAGAUUCCCUACCCGCGCAUGUAUUCGUCGCACUUCCGCAAACCGGAGAAAUUGUCUGGGUCAACAGCCGUUAUCUUUCAUAUCGAGGCCAGACAGCCACCGACCUUGCCGCAGACCCAUGGGGUAGUCUUCACCCUGAUGAUCGAGACGACUACUUAAAAGCAUGGGGCCAUUCUAUUCGCACGGGCGAGCAAUUUUCGAGGACUGUUCGAAUUAAACGAUUCGACGGCGCAUAUCGGUGGUUUUAUGCUAGAGCGGUUGCGUCAAAGGAUAAGAGAGGGGUUAUCAUGCAAUUUCUUGGAUCGUACAUGGAUAUCCACGACCAGCACAUUGCUGAGCUAAAAGCGGCGCGACAAGAGGAAAUUGAGGCAUCAGAGGCUAAACACCGAUUACUUGCCAACCUCAUCCCUCAGAUCAUCUUCACAGCGACCGAAGACGAAGGAAUCACUUUUGCCAAUGAACAGUGGCUCUCGUAUACAGGACAAAGCUUCUCUGACUCACUUGGAUUGGGUUUCAUGGACUUUGUACAUCCGGACGAUCUUGCUAAAUGCCGUAUUCCCUCUACCCAACCUUCAACACCCGGCGGAAUAAGACGUGAAGGUCAUAGCAAGAUAUACCGGCAGGGAUCUGCACAGUCUGAGGCGGCGUCAACUACCACUAUUCAACCUCCCAGAUCGCGUACACCUCAAGACUCGCCUCUCCGUAAUGUGCAGCAAGCCCUGUCCCGAAAUAACAGCUCUAGCAGCAGUUCAGCGUACGAAUGGCCUGCUGCAGACUUGACUGAACUGGCUCGAAAGGGAAUAAUCAAAGUGGCGACUGAUAGCGCUGGCCGAGUCUCAUACACAACUGAGGUUCGAUUACUGUCCAAGACUGGAGAAUACCGCUGGCAUCUGAUUCGAUGUGUCGAAAUUGACACUAUCGAUUUUGGCAGUGGUGCUAGCUCCUACUUCGGAUCUGCGACAGACAUCAACGACCACAAGCUUCUUGAGACCAAGCUCAAAGAGGCCAUGGAAACCAAGGGAAGAUUCCUGAGCAACAUGUCCCACGAGAUUCGUACUCCUUUGAUCGGAAUUUCAGGCAUGGUAAGUUUCUUGCAGGAUACUACUCUGAAUGAAGAGCAGCUCGACUACACCAACACCAUACAGACCAGUGCCAACAGCUUGAUCAUGAUCAUCAAUGACAUUCUGGAUCUAUCUAAGGUCGACGCUGGCAUGAUGAAACUAAAGUACGAAUGGUUCCAUACCAGGUCCAUCAUCGAAGACGUGAACGAGCUUGUUUCGACAAUGGCCAUUGCGAAACGACUGGAGUUGAACUAUCUCGUGGAGGCCGAUGUACCUGCAUGGGUCAAGGGCGACAAGGUGCGAAUUCGCCAAGUUCUCCUCAAUGUCACUGGCAAUGCCAUCAAAUUCACUUCAGAGGGCGAAGUCUUCAGUCGGUGCCGUGUAUACGUCGCGGAGGGUUCCCAUGUCGACGAGAAUGAGAUCAUGCUGGAGUUUUCUGUUACUGAUACAGGUCGCGGAUUCUCGAAGGAGGAGGCGGAAUUGAUCUUCAAACCUUUCAGUCAAAUCGAUGGAAGUAGCACCCGACAACACGGUGGGAGUGGACUGGGCCUCGUCAUUUCUCGACAACUUGCUGAGCUACAUGGCGGUAGCAUGACGGGACGCGCAACGCUGGGCAAAGGCUCUACCUUUACCUUCACAGCGCGGUUUGGCCUCCCUACAGCUGAUGAUCACCCUAACCUGCCUGAUAGCCCUCCUGCUACCGGUGCUUUCACGCCUAGGCCGGAGAUGGUUGAUAAUGUUCCCAGCACUAUCAAGCCUCUCCCUCCGCCAAAACAUUUACGAAACGCCGAGGGCGCUAGCCCUGGAGGUACAACAUCAGAGUUUACGUCGCCUGGAGGCCUUUCUGUUGGUAGCUCCAACCCGUCUGUCCGUUCAGCUAAGUCGCAAGUCACCGACCGAUCUUCAGCAACAUCUGUCACCGGUGGUCUGGCCCGAUUUAGCGAGGCGGCUAAAGCUAGUGGGCAAGAUUUGUCUCAGAUGAAGUUGGAGAUGCCCUCAGGGCGCAGCUCUCCUGGUACCCAUCUCUUACCUGGCAGUGGCUCACCUGAGGACUUCCGACCACCCAUGUACUCAAUCCUCAUCAUUUGCCCGCAGUUCCAUAGUCGCGAGGCCACUACUCAGCAUAUUGAGAUGACUCUGCCGAAGGAUGUACCCCAUCAGAUCACAGCCUUGGCAAGCGUGAAUGAGGCACAAACAUUAAUUGGUGGCGAGGACCCUAUCAAGUUCACACAUAUAGUCAUCAACCUUCCCUCUGCUGAGGCCAUCAUUGGUCUUAUGGAUGACAUUACGAAAUCACAGACAAUCGAUAAGACGACCAUUCUUGUGUUGUCAGAUUCGGUGCAACGACAAGCUGUCAUCAAGUUGGCGGCCAACACUAAAUAUGAGCAGCUCCUUUCAGAUAACAUGGUGACUUUUAUCUACAAGCCUGUGAAGCCGUCUCGAUUUGCUGUCAUAUUCGACCCAAACAAGAUGCGUGAUCUUAGCAUAGAUCGUAAUCGCUCUACGGCGCAGCAAAUGGUCGAGAAUCAGAAGGCUAGCUACCAGGAGAUUGAACGGCGCAUGGGCAACAAGGGCUACAAGGUGCUCCUGGUCGAGGACAAUCCUGUCAAUCAGAAGGUUCUCAUGAAGUACCUCAAGAAGAUUGGGGUUGAUGUCGAGAUUGCCGUUGAUGGCGCAGAGUGCACCAACAUGGUUUUGUCAAAGCCACAUAAGCACUACUCGUUGAUUUUGUGUGAUCUACAUAUGCCACGAAAAGACGGCUACCAGGCGUGCCGUGAGAUUCGACAGUGGGAAGUUGCCAACAAUUUCCCCCAGAUGCCUAUCAUCGCCUUGUCAGCCAACGUCAUGUCAGACGUUCAGGAUAAAUGUGUCGCAGCGGGAUUCAGCGACUACGUCACGAAGCCAGUCGACUUCAUCGACCUCAGCAGAGCUAUGUCCAAGUUCUUCUGAUCACAACACUCUUGCCACUCUCUUCCUCUCAAGCAAUGCUGGCGCACAGUCACCCCUCUGCCUCUUCUUCUUUUUGAACCUUUUACAUUCGACGACUGUUCACGAUUUCCCUCCUCCGUUCAUAAUGAUACUUAUGGCAGCUUCUAUUUUAGACCGGACAGAUCUAUGUAGGGCCACCUUGGUCUUCUGCUGCCAAAGCUAAGCCUUGUCGCAGCUCAGUGGGGCUGACAUAGGUCGAGGCACCUGGCAAAUGACCUUAUUUCUAUUGGCAUAGUUUACUUCAGGGCUAUAUGACUUUUUAUACCAACAACAAUUUUCCUGCCUCGGUCAGGGAAAUUGUCUUCUGCAUGUUGCUGGACGUUACCUAUCGCAUUGGCGCAGGGUUUAUAAUGGGUACUGGCGAUCUUUCAGGCGCCUGUUGUCUGUUUCGUUUCACUUUUCACUCACCUGGGUUGAAUGACCUGAGGGGGUUUCGGGAGGGCUCGAAGACUGGAUAUGGCGUCAAGGAGUUUUGUUUGCAUUGUUCAUGUCUUGCUACCACGGCCUCAUUGAAUGAUUCAUUUUGCCAUAUGUGGGUUAAAUGCACGAUAGCCAAGAGCGGCAGGUACAAUGAGGAUAUACAUUUUUGUUCUUUUUCGGUAAUGUUUUUGGCGAAGAAUAUGGGUUAUGCAUGAAAAGUGGACGAGCAGGAUAGGUUGAAUCUAUUCAACAUUGUUCGAUAUUCAUUUAUACUUAGAUAGAGGGACGCCGCGGGAAAGAGGUGGCGGCGGGGGGCAUUUCCAACACGGUGUUAUACAAUACUCAUGACGAGGCAAAAAAUAAAGAAAUCAAUCUAAAUUAUAACCAUUUCAAGAACAAUUCUGCGUGACUAGAACAUCUGAAAAUAGAGGAACAAACAUGUUAUUUUGUGAUGUUAUGCUAACACAAACGUUAUCAUAGCCCCCAAAUAGCUCAAUCUCAAAACCAUGCCAGCAUAGUUGGUCAUUCUAUCCAUUGCUUUUCCGUAAUCCGUUCCAAAAUCAUUCGUCAUUAGAAUAAAGAUAUGAAAAUCAUCAAAACAAUUUGCCUCGCCUUGGCGGGCUGGUAUCCGCUGUUCCCAUGAAAUUCAAGUCAUAAGAGAGUGAGAAUGCACCCAUCCAAGUAAGAAUAUGAUCAGUACACACUACCCCGAAUACUUCGAUCCUCCUUCUCAGCGCGAUCCAAAUCCUCAACAAGUUCAGCGUCACCGUCACAAGAGGCAUCAGUAGAUGCAUCACCAAGACGGUUAGUCCGUGCAUAUUCAUCCGGGCUAUCCUUAUCGCUCGUGUAUGCUAGAUGUUCGGGUCCUGCUUUGAGGAGGGGUUUUUGAUUGUAUGAAGGCUUCUCGCUUCUUUCGCCAACGGUCCUGUUUAGUUGCGCGUUCAAGGAGGCAAUGCGGUGUAAGCUUAUGUUCUCAUCCUCUGACGAGUCGUUGUCAGUCUCGGCGGCAGAUGUGUGACCAGAAUAGCUGCCGCCCCCAUCGCGGCCAAUAUGUAAGUAUGGCGACUGGAUAUACUCGCUGGCAGAGAUAACUGAGGGGGUAUCGUUGAGGUCAGAAACGGAUUUGCCUUCAUGGUUUGAUGAAAUGUCGAUCUCCGGUCCAUCUUCAUCAUGAGCUCCCAAGGUGGCGCUCUCACUAUUGGUACCAAUGCAGUCUAAUUGAGCCUUCUGCUUCCGGCUGACGAUGGUAAUGAUCUCGUCUGUGUUUGUAAUUUUGCCGUAAGGCUCUGGCCCGCCGUUCUCAUGAUCCUUUUUGCGCAUGAUCUCCAAAUCCUCACGCUUAGCAUAGUGGCGACUAUGGUCACAGCCAUUGGGACAUCCACCCCAUCGGCGUGUAACAACAAAAGUUUUGGUGCGUGGGAGUUUCGAGCUGUCCUUGUCCUUGUCCUUGUCCUCUUUGUCUUUGCGUUCUCGCCGCAAAUCGGACCAAGUUCGUAACUUGUUCUCUAGAAGGUACUUAUUGUUUUCCUGCUUGCGCAUGAUGAGGAACUCGCAGUGGUUGAUGUUUCGGAGAUCUUCAAAGUACUCGACAGUGAAAUGAUACCAUUUCAUGAGAAAGACACGGGACAUGAGUCCGUGGGUCACUAACAAAUGUACUGUUAGUAAAGACGCAAAGCUGGUUGGUGAAAUACGUACCCAGUACACAGACGCUGGGGAAAUCAUCUUCACCAAAUUGUCGCCAGAGGCUCUCGUUGAAUCCGCUCACACGAUCGUAAGCAUCGGCAGCGCUCUCUCCAUUAGGUAUACGGUAGAAGAAGUGGCCAUAAUCGGCCCUCUCUUGCCACAUACGUUCCAUUUCAGCGCUGCAUGGUUGGAAGUUACCAAAAUCCUGCUCACGUAGCCGAGGCUCUUCGUACACCUUGAUGUUAGCUCGGCGGAAGGGCGACGGGGAGCCUUCGUCCGAGGUCAGGCUCUCGAGAAUUCCUUCUGUUGUUUCACGUGUGCGGCGGUAUGGAGAGGUAAAGAACUGUAAGGUGUCGUCGGGACGGAGGAGGCUUCGGAGACGACGUCCGGCAUCGUGGGCUUGGUUCCAGCCUUCUGGCGUAAGUUUGACUCGGUGAUCGGGAACGGUCUGAUGAAUUUCGCGGUUCUCUUUAUAAUUGUCAGCAUGUGUUGAAUAAUGAGGGACGAAAAAGCCAGAGCAUUAACGUACUAUUGCCUUCGGACUGGCCGUGGCGAACUAGAAUGAUCAAGCGUGGCUUGGUCAUGAUGCUUUGGGUAUGUGAUAUAGAGGGGUAGUCUUUAAGUGAUUGAGCGUGUCUCUGAUAACUCAAAGGAUGAGUUUGAUAUUUUGGGGUCCUGGGCGUAUUCACAAUAGUUGUAUAAGUUGAAUGGAGGUUUUCAAGUUGUGAGACAGGUUGGGUUAAGACGGGAUAGAAUAUGGCGGAGUAGGGGAUAGAUAGUUUUGCAAUUGGUCAGCCAAAGCAUAGGCAGGAGUCACCAAUUAUGAAUACUAGGAGAGAAGAGGAUGGAAGUUUAGGAGAAAGAGCAGGAGCUAAGCGUCAUAAAAAAAACAAACGAAGAAAAGCUAAAGGAAGAUGAAGCGUGGAACGCAACGUCUUUUUUUAGUGAGGCUUGUCUAAUCCCGUAGUCGUUGGCUCAAGCUCAC